Molecule: messenger RNA, 264 nt
Organism: Rotaria sordida
Lineage: Eukaryota; Metazoa; Rotifera; Eurotatoria; Philodinida; Philodinidae
Source: the annotation of a GenBank genome assembly
AUGAAAAUGGAUGUUGAUAAUUGGUAUUGUCAUCUAAUAACAAAUACAUUUUAUACUAAAGCAUUAAAAAGAGAAAAUCUUCAAGUAUUAUCUAUAUGUGGUACAUUUGGUAUAAUUUAUGCUUGUUUAUUACAAUAUAUAUUUUUUCGACUUACAAGACCUUUGAUGUUUUAUAUUGGAGCUUCAUUCAUUGUUACAUCAGCGAUUAUACUUUCAAUAGGUAGUUAUUUAACAAAUAUCAAAAGAAUCAUAUAUGAUUUAUAA